GCCGGUCCCGCCGGGAGUGUGGGUGUGAGGGCGCCCGCCGCCCGGGCUCUUGUUCCUGCCUCUGCACCCGGUGGGUGCGUGGGCUCGGCUGUGAGGAGUGAUCGAAGUAUAAUGUCUCAGGAAGGUAGUUAUGGGAGAUGGACGAUAUCCAGUAGUGAUGAAAGUGAGGAGGAAAAGCCCAACCUGGACAAGCCGUCUACCUCUCUUCUCCAGCCUGGGCAGGAAGCAGCAUGUGAGCCAAGCUACACCUGCUCCGAGGCUCGGAAAGCUGCCCACAGGAGGAAAAUGUCACCCGUGAAAUUCAGCAACACAGAUGCCAUUUCAGAAGUUUUACCUCCCAAGAGGCAGAAGAGUGGUUCCCAGGAAGAGCUGGGUUGGUGUCUCUCCAGCAGUGACGACGAGUUGCCACCAGAGACGCAACAGAAGGCAGCUAAGAAAGUGGCUGUCAAAGAGGAGAAAGGCGUCUCCCCUCCCAAAGAUGGUGCUGCCCUGAGAGCUGGAAGUCACAGCCCCCCUGCCCACCACGUGCGCACGGAGGAUGGAGACGAGUAUGAAACGUCAGGGGAAGGCCAGGACAUUUGGGACAUGCUGGUUAAAGGGAACCCCUUCCAAUUCUACCUCACUAGAGUCUCAGGAAUUAAGCCGAAGUAUAACUCCGGAGCCCUCCACAUCAAGGAUAUUUUAUCUCCUCUCUUUGGGACACUUGUAUCUUCUGCACAGUUUAACUACUGCUUUGAUGUGCACUGGCUCGUAAGACAGUAUCCACCAGAGUUCAGGAAGAAACCAAUCCUGCUUGUGCAUGGCGAUAAACGAGAAGCUAAGGCUCACUUACAUGCCGAGGCAAAGCCCUAUGAAAAUAUUUCCCUCUGCCAGGCAAAGUUGGAUAUUGCAUUUGGAACACACCACACGAAAAUGAUGCUCCUGCUGUACGCGGAAGGACUGCGCGUCGUCAUUCACACCUCCAACCUCAUCCGCGAGGACUGGCACCAGAAAACGCAAGGAAUAUGGCUGAGUCCGUUGUACCCACGAAUGACCCAGGGGACCCACAGAUCUGGAGAAUCGACAACACAUUUCAAAGCUGAUCUCAUCAGCUACCUGAUGGCUUACAACGCUCCUCCUCUCCAGGAGUGGAUAGACAUCAUCCACGACCACGAUCUCUCUGAAACAAAUGUUUACCUCAUUGGAUCAACCCCGGGACGCUUUCAAGGAAAUCAGAAAGAUAACUGGGGACACUUUAGGCUUCGGAAGCUCCUGAAAGAACAUGCCUCCUCCAUACCUAAGGCAGAGUCUUGGCCCAUCGUGGGCCAGUUUUCAAGCAUCGGCUCCAUGGGGCCUGACGAAUCCAAAUGGUUGUGUUCUGAGUUCAAAGAGACCUUAGUGACCCUGGGGAAGGAAAGCAGGGCCCCAGGGAAAAGUGCCGCUCCCCUCCAUCUGAUCUAUCCUUCUGUGGAAAAUGUGCGGACCAGCUUAGAAGGGUAUCCAGAUUGGCUGUCUAGACAAGACAUCCAAAUAAAACCAGCUUCCUCCGCUGCUCGAGCUGUGCCUCUUCAGAGUGGUGGUAACUUUCCUUGCUCUGAUCUCUCUCCCCCUCCACAUCGUCCCUGCCUGUGUCUAUGGCCCUGUGUGGUUGUUUGAAACAUGAAUCCUGGAUACAGAUCUAUUUAAGGUUCGGAACUUACAUUUAAUAUUGAGAUGAAACUUUGGUAUAGCCUGGUCUAUACACCUAGCCUCUCAAGGGCUUCAUCCAUAAAUGCCUAGGAUUAUUUUGUAGACAUCGCCUCUGUUUCUCUUAUACCAGUGCUGGACACCUAAACUUUUAUUCGAAAUUCAGCAGUGCCCCAAAUAUUUCCUUUGGGAGGUAAUAACCAAAAACCUAAACAGUGUAUGCCUCUGGAAAAUAAGUCUAGCUGGCAUUUGCUUAUGGCUGGAAGCAGAAUUUUCUGAAUUUAGAUUAAUUUAGUCCACUUAGUGCUCAUCAAGCUAGAUGUGAGCCUUCCUGAAAAAUCUCAGUAGGGUUUGGGGUGUUUUAGUCUGUUGCUUUUUAAUGGCAGGGCUAAAAUUAUUUCACUGAGACUCGGAGACCUGGUGGUUGUGGUUUGUUUUCGUCUUCUUCCUGCACUUCUGAUAGGCUAGGUCCAUUGAAAGCAUACUUUCUAACAGAGAAGAACAUGGUAUUUUCAGGAAAACUAUCUUAUAACUGGUCCCAGAACCCUGAACAUGUUUUUAGUAAUUUGCGGUAGGGGAUGCAGCACGCUGCCUUUGGUACGCUGAAGAAAUGUAAAGCCCUCCUUGGGUAGAGAUUGCUAUGGAGAAGUUCCAACCCGUGUUCGGAAAGUGAUUGGUGAAUCUACACUGGAACUUUCCUCUGUUCAGAGAUGAACAAAAAAUUGGCUUCUAAUUGUGUUUCCACUCGGUACCAUACGUUUAUUUUCUUUGCAGGAAUAUGGCUUUUAGAAUUCCUUUUUUAAAACUGAACUGUUUAUUUUAGUGAUCACUGUCCCAUUUGUAAGGAUCCGUUUCGCUAGUACAAGGUGUGUUUAGGAGCAGCAGAGUAGCGAGUGAAGGAGGCAGGAACCGAGUUCUGGGAGUUAUCCUAGUCUGCCCCAGUGCCCCGGCCUUGGGCCAAACAGAGGUGCCACACCUCAUCUCGCAAAUCAGGGCUGAGGAUGUCUCGCCUGCAUGAGGACAGCAGGAUGGGCAGGAUUCUUUCUAACACUUCAAGUCUGUGCUGAUGCAGAUAUUAAAUUACCACCCCGAGUGAUCAAAUACCUUUUCCUUUGCAGGUACUAAACAUUUACAUUUAAUAUGCAUCCCUAAGGAAGUAAGCCCCACUGAGAGAACAUACCUAGUGCAAGUGUAGACAUUUUUUUUCAAAGAACUAUUUUUUAUAAGAUGAGAUAAUGGAAAUAGUUUUGUUUUUUCCUUUAACCUUCCCACUGUUGUUUACUAUAGAGUUUUUUCUUAAUGAAGGGUCCUCAAAUUAUAUUCCAUAAGUUUUAUUGUUUUUGUU
Miniopterus natalensis is the source of this 3010-nucleotide messenger RNA. RefSeq names its product tyrosyl-DNA phosphodiesterase 1 (gene TDP1). The record is from RefSeq and is a predicted model, not a curated record. Gene Ontology annotation, molecular function: 3'-tyrosyl-DNA phosphodiesterase activity; double-stranded DNA binding; single-stranded DNA binding. Gene Ontology annotation, cellular component: nucleus. Gene Ontology annotation, biological process: DNA repair. Lineage: Eukaryota; Metazoa; Chordata; Mammalia; Chiroptera; Miniopteridae.